GUUAUAGAUUGUUUCGCUAUUAUCUAAGCGGUUAAAAUAUUAGGACAUUUGACAUUUUGCUGCUAAGAAUGGCUAAUCAUAGCUUAGAUAAUAGUUUAUUAAAAGUCCCUAUAUCAACGGGAUUUAGAAGACUUUUCUAUAUCGUAAAGCCCAGCGAGAGUUCAUUCGCAAAGGAAGCUGAAGUUCCAAACUAUGUAGACGAGGCUAUUCCAUUCUUUUUCACUCUAAUCAUUCUGGAGAAUUGUCUCAAUUGGUGGCAUGGUAAGAAAACUUGGAGAAUAAACGAUGCUGUCUCUUCUGUAUCAUCUGGAAUGGUUAGCCAAUUACCUCUUCUAUUUGGAAGAUCUAUUGAAGUUGCGGCCUAUUGCUAUGUUUAUCAUAAUUUUCGAAUUAAAGAAUUGGAUUGGAAUUGUGCAACAACUUGGUGGAUUGCUGCCAUAGUUGUUGAUUGCGGUUAUUACUGGUUUCAUAGAGCUGCUCAUGAAAUCAAUUUAUUCUGGGCCGGCCAUCAGGUACAUCACAGCUCUCAAGAUUAUAACUUGGCUACAGCUCUAAGGCAAUCUAUUCUGCAAAGAUACACUUCAUGGAUGUUUUACUUGCCUAUGGCACUUUUUGUUCCGCCUCAGGUUUUCAUGGUUCAUAUACAAUUCAAUCUUCUUUAUCAAUUCUGGAUUCAUACUGAACUAGUUGAAAACUUAGGACCACUUGAAUAUAUUUUCAAUACACCAAGUCAUCAUAGAGUUCAUCACGGAAGAAAUCCAUAUUGUAUUGAUAAAAAUUAUGCAGGAACUUUAAUAAUUUGGGAUAGAAUGUUUGGAACAUUUCAACCGGAAACUGAACAAGUAGAAUACGGUUUGGUUCAUCCAUUGCAAACAUGGAAUCCUAUAGAAAUACAAAUUUGCCAUUUGAAAUGGAUAUGGCAAAGAUUUAAUGAAGAAAAAACCAUUAGUGAUAAAUUAUCAGCAUUGUUUAAGGGACCAGGAUGGCAAAGAGGAACACCACGAUUAGGAAAUCAUGAAGAUUUACCAGAAGUCGAAUAUCCAGUAAAAUGUUAUGAUUCAAGUAUAUCACCGAUGUAUAGUAUUUACAUACUCGUUCAUUUCCUCAUUUUGAAUAUAACUUACACGGAAAUGGUUCAAUUUCGAGCUGGGUUGACACCUGUUCAAGUAACACUGGCUAUAGUAUUUAUCCUCUUUUCACUGACAACAUUUGGCUGCCUUAACGAUCGAAGAUCAUACGCUCCUUACUUAGAAACUGUAAGAUUAUUAGUUCUUCUAGGUUUAUUCUUUCACUUUGAUCCUGAAAAUAAUUUACCAUCUAAUACUGGAAUAUACUUUGAUGAGAAGCUUAAAGCUAAAACAGCUUAA
Dimorphilus gyrociliatus is the source of this 1367-nucleotide messenger RNA. The record is from the annotation of a GenBank genome assembly. NCBI's taxonomy places the organism in Eukaryota, Metazoa, Annelida, Polychaeta, Dinophilidae.